Molecule: messenger RNA, 1931 nt
Organism: Cyprinodon tularosa
Lineage: Eukaryota; Metazoa; Chordata; Actinopteri; Cyprinodontiformes; Cyprinodontidae
Gene: slc75a1
Product: major facilitator superfamily domain containing 10
Exons: 12
Coding region: 20-1381 (453 amino acids)
Biological process (GO): transmembrane transport
Cellular component (GO): brush border membrane
Molecular function (GO): transmembrane transporter activity
Source: RefSeq, a predicted model, not a curated record
GGGAAUAAUCACAUCAGGAAUGUCAGCUAUGAACAAAUCUGCUGAAGAUGGGAACUCCUUCUCGUCAAAGGUCAUUGGCGUCGUGUUCAUCACCCUGCUGCUGGACCUGUUGGGCUUCACCCUGAUUCUGCCGCUGCUGCCUUCUAUUCUGGAUCAUUAUGCUGAGGCAGGGGAUGUCACAUAUCAGUCCCUGCAGAGUGUGGUCGACUGGUUUAGGGAGGCUGUUGGUAUUCCUAUGGAAAAGAAAUACAACACUGUUCUGUUUGGAGGUCUGAUUGGGUCGCUGUUUUCUCUGCUGCAGUUCUUGUCCUCACCUUUAACGGGAGCUUUGUCUGAUCAUCAUGGCAGACGACCUCUCCUCAUCUUUACCACAUUAGGGCUGAUUUCCUCCUACGCGGUCUGGGCUGCUUCCCGGAGCUUCAGCAUGUUCCUUUUGUUUCGGGUAAUUGGGGGAAUUUGUAAGGGGAACGUCAGCCUCUGCACAGCCAUCAUCGCAGACCUGCCAUGCCCAAAAGCCCGGAACAAAGGAAUGGCAAUGAUUGGUGUUGCCUUUUCCUUGGGCUUCACCGUUGGACCUCUUAUGGGUGCUUACUUUGCUGUCAGCUCCAAAACAACAGAAAACGUCUUCUAUGAAACUCCAGCUCUACUUGCCUUGGCCUUCAGUGUCGCUGAUCUUGUCUUUAUUUGGCUGAUGUUGCCAGAAACUCUACCAAAGGGCACUAAGGCUUCACUAUCUGGCUGUGGGGAGUCCUGGGAUCUUCUCAGUCCACUCUCCUUGUUCCAUUUCACCGCCGUCACCAAGACGAAGGAACCACCUUCAAAAGAAAGAAUGCAGAAGCUCCAAGUGUUGGGGCUGGUCUAUUUCUGCUACCUCUUCCUGUUCUCUGGUCUAGAGUUCACAUUGAGUUUUCUGACUCACCAGCGCUUCCAGUUUACAAGCAUGCAGCAGGGAAAGAUGUUCUUCUUCAUUGGUGUCAUCAUGGCUUUAAUCCAGGGUGGUUACGCUCGAAGAAUCAAACCUGGCCAACACAUACGAGCUGUUCGCACGGCAAUAAUGAUGCUGAUUCCAGCUUUUAUUCUCAUUGGGUUAUCAUGGAACAUAACUAUGCUUUAUAGUGGCUUGGCGUUAUACUCCUACGCUGCAGCAAUUGUAGUUCCCUGCCUGUCGACCCUUGUUGCUGAUCAUGGUUCAGCUAAUCAGAAGGGUACAGUGAUGGGGAUCCUGCGCAGUUUGGGUGCACUGGCAAGAGCAUUUGGACCAGUGAUGUCAUCCUCUGUUUACUGGAUUGCAGGAGCACAGACCUGUUUCCUCAUCACAUCAGCCUCCUUUGUGGUUCCUCUUCUUCUCUUGAGCAAAGCCCGGAGGUUAAAGGAGGAAUGAGCUGCAGAAGGACUGAGAAUAAUAUUUUUAAAAGAUCCUAGUUCUGCUGCCUUGUACAGAUACUAUGUUGUUUACUUAUAUCCAGGGGAACAAGCACUAUGUUUUUACAUUUUUAGAAAGCCGCUAUGUCAUAUUUACCCUCGGUGCCUUUGUCUGAAGAUAUUCAUGUGAAACAAAACAAUGCAAAAAGACCAAAUGUAUGCCCCAAUAUUGAAGAAGGUACAGAGUAUUUUUUAGUAUUAAGUAGGAAACAAUGCUGUAUGUUUGCACAUGAAGAAAUCUCCUUUUUAUAAAACACAUUAUAGUGAUUACAAAUCGUAUUUAUGCUUGCUGAGUUUCAGCCUCUUUUUAUAAUGGAGCAUUUUACCAGUCAUACAGAUGUAUUGUUUUAUUAGCCAACAUUAUACGUUUCCUGUCUUUGAAGGAGUUUUUUUUUUUUUUUAAUUUGGGGGUAAAAAUCUACUGUAAUGCUUUUGUCAAAAUGAUUUCUAUGCUUAUCACCAGAGUUAAUAAAAAAAAAAACGUAAGUAAAAUUGUACUUUUCAAACCA